Messenger RNA from Phanerochaete carnosa HHB-10118-sp, 255 nucleotides. RefSeq lists its product as uncharacterized. Gene Ontology annotation, molecular function: RNA polymerase II complex binding. The transcript has 3 exons. Gene Ontology annotation, biological process: transcription elongation by RNA polymerase II. The annotation marks the transcript as partial. The record is from RefSeq and is a predicted model, not a curated record. Lineage: Eukaryota; Fungi; Basidiomycota; Agaricomycetes; Polyporales; Phanerochaetaceae. Gene Ontology annotation, cellular component: transcription elongation factor complex.
AUGGGCAAACGCAAAAAGUCAUCCCGCAAGCCUACAGGUCCUCGCAGACGCGAACCUUUGGAGUCGACGUUCACCUGCUUGUUCUGCCAUCAUGAUAAAUCUGUAAGCGUUCGCAUGGACCGAAAAGAGGGCAUCGCCCAGUUGUUCUGCAAAGUAUGCGACCAGCGAUUCCAGAGCAAGGUUAACCACUUGACGGAACCAAUUGACAUCUACUCUGAAUGGAUCGAUGCGGCGGAUGCAGCUGAAAGACAAGCA